UCUGUUCUCAUAAACGACUGCGUGGAGUUCAAAACCCGCCAUUCUUUCUACCUUACUCUCACUCUUUCUUCUCAAGAGACGGAAGAUGGGCAGAAUUCUUCCAUGCCCUUUGUCUUUCCACCCCAACAAACCCCAAUACUCUGAUCAAUCACAAUCCAUCACCCACUAUUCAGAUUCAUCUUCAAACUCAUCCCUCGCCUCUCAAUCAAGUCUGCCAUCUGUUCCUUCUCUAACACCACCCCUCGAACAUCCCACCGCCACCAGAGACAGCGCCUCCGCCUACCACCACUGCCUAGCCACCCUUAAAGGCCACUCUUCCUCCAUAUUCUCCCUUGCUCUCGCCGGAAAGCACCUCUACAGCGGCGCUUCAGAUGGAGAAAUCCGCGUCUGGGAUCGUAGUCCCUCUUCGUCCCACGGAUACACAGUUGCAGAAGGCUGCAGUUCUGUGAAAUCGAUCGUGGUCUCAGGCGACAAGCUCUUCACCGCCCACCACGACCACAAGAUCCGUGUAUGGAAAAUCGAUAACUCCACGGAUUACCAAAAAUACAAGCUUGUGACGGUUUUACCGACUAUUAGCGACAGAUGUAUGCGUCUUUUCUCUGCCAAGAACUACGUUAAAGUGCGCCGGCACAAGAAAUGCACGUGGGUUCAUCACGUAGACGCAGUGUCAGCGCUGGCUUUGACAAGAGAUGGCUCUUUGUUAUACUCUGUUUCGUGGGAUAGAACCCUCAAAGUCUGGCGAACUUCAGAUUUCAAGUGCCUGGAAUCGGUCCAAAAUGCACACGACGACGCGAUCAACGCCGUCGUCUUGUCCGACGACGGCCUCGUUUACACCGGCUCAGCCGAUAAAACAAUCAAAGUCUGGCGAAAACCCGACGGGGAGAAGAAACAUUCACUCGUUUCCACUCUCGAAAAGCAUAAAUCGGCUGUGAACGCAUUGGCUUUAAGCAGUGACGGUUCGGUGCUGUACUCCGGCGCCUGCGACAGGUCGAUAAUUGUGUGGGAGAAGGACGGCAGCGCAGCCCAUAUGACGGUAGCUGGAGCGCUGAGGGGCCACACCAAGGCUAUCUUGUGCUUGUCCGUUGUGUCGGAUUUGCUGUUCAGUGGAUCGGCUGACAGAACAGUGAGAGUUUGGAAGAGAUCAACAGGGAGUGGGAAUAGUUAUUCUUGUCUGGCAGUUCUUGAAGGGCACAGAAAUCCUGUCAAGUGUUUGACAGCAGCUCCGGACAGCAACAACAGUAACAGCAGUAAUGAUUCGGGCAACUCUUACCUGGUUUACAGUGGAGGUUUGGAUUCUGAGAUUAAAGUUUGGCAGAUUCAGGUCCCCCGUUCUUAGAUUUAUUUUUUUUUUUCCUUUUUUUUACCUUAUAUUUGGACAUUUUGGGACAAAAACUUGUACAUGUUAGGAAGGAAAACAUACUACAUUUGAAUUCCUCUACAGUUUCCACUCCUUUUUUAUUUUUUUUAAUUUUCAUUUUUGUAAAAAUAAUGGAUAUUUGUUUCUUUUA
Messenger RNA from Sesamum indicum (sesame), 1508 nucleotides. Its product is annotated as protein JINGUBANG. The record is from RefSeq and is a predicted model, not a curated record. Gene Ontology annotation, molecular function: protein binding. NCBI's taxonomy places the organism in Eukaryota, Viridiplantae, Streptophyta, Magnoliopsida, Lamiales, Pedaliaceae.